This is a messenger RNA of Doryrhamphus excisus (bluestripe pipefish), 4984 nucleotides long. RefSeq names its product calpain-9. NCBI's taxonomy places the organism in Eukaryota, Metazoa, Chordata, Actinopteri, Syngnathiformes, Syngnathidae. Gene Ontology annotation, biological process: proteolysis. Gene Ontology annotation, cellular component: cytoplasm. Gene Ontology annotation, molecular function: calcium ion binding; calcium-dependent cysteine-type endopeptidase activity. The record is from RefSeq and is a predicted model, not a curated record.
CCUGAACAGAGGGCGUGGCCACCGCCUCGUCCUCGGGUGCACAAGUGGCGCAUACACAGAGGCCGCUUGCCCGCAGAACGCCUGAGUCAGCUAAAAGAUGAACAAGUCGCCGAGUGUGUCCUCCGAGGACUCCCUCCCUCCUCCGCCGGAGGACGACGACGACUCCAGCUCGGCUUGCUCCGACGAGCUCCUGGGUUCUCAGUCGCGCCGCUGGCUGGCGGAACUUCUGGCGGAGGAAGAUCCCGCAAGCAGCUACGCAGCCAACGGUGACGCGAUCGUGGGCCGCGACGGACUCUUCGUGGACUUCCACUUUCCUCUGGGGGAGCUGGAGAUGAAGGCUGGGGUCAAGUGGAAAAGACCAAACGAGCUGUGCACAUCGCCUCAGUUUACUGUAGAUGGAGCGUCACGCCUGGACGUCCGCCAGGGAAAGCUCAGCGACUGCUGGUUGCUGUCGGCCAUUGCAUCUCUGGCCGUGCACCCAGCUCUGCUGGAGAAGGUGGUACCUCCGGGUCAGACCUUUCAGGAUGGAUACAACGGCUGCUUUGUCUUCAGGUUCUGGCAGUAUGGUCAGUGGGUGGACGUCCGCAUCGACGACCUGCUGCCCACCAGCCACGAUGACCUGAUUUUCCUCAGCUCGCCAGAAAAGCACGAGUUUUGGAGCUCUCUGCUGGAGAAGGCCUAUGCCAAGCUGAAAGGAGGCUAUCGAGCUCUGGACAUGGGCUUCCCUCACGAGGCCAUGGUGGACAUGACGGGGGGCGUGGCCGAGGUUUUAAGCGUGGCUUUGCUGCCCAGAGAGCUUCCAGCGUUCAUCAGGCAGCUGCUGGCCAAGGGAGCGCUCAUCAACUGUGCCAACACACUGGGUCCUUUGGAAAGCAGGAAUGAGUGGGGAAUCAUGUUCAGACACGCCUACUCGCUGACGGCGGUCGAGAAGGUGCAGACCACGUAUGGACCAGUAGACCUGGUGCGCAUCCUCAACCCAUGGGGCAACACCGAAUGGGAGGGACCAUGGAGUGACCUGCGCGGUCCAGAGUGGAACACGGUGAGCCCCGAGGAGCAGCAGAGACUGGGCCGAGUGCGACGGGAGGAUGGAGAGUUCUGGAUGUCCGUGUCAGACUUCCGUCAGAAUUUCGAGACCAUGGAACUCUGUCACCUGACUGACCUCAAUGACCCGGGAAGUGCCAGCGUGCAGCCGUGGGCGUGCGCGAUGCAUCAUGGGUCCUGGGUGCCGCGCGUUUCGGCGGGGGGCUCUCCUCAAGGGGGCUGGUUCUGGCAGAAUCCACAGUUUGACUUUGUCCUCUCCCAAACGGACGACGGCUCAGAUGAAUCUGCAAAGUCCUGCCUUUUCAUUUUGGCUCUGAUGCAAAAGUAUCAGAGACGCAGAGGAAUCACCCUGUCCAUCGCGCUGCACAUAUACCCGGCGCCUCACAAGGACAAGCACUUGUCACCUCAGGACCUGAGCGUCCUCAGGCCGGUGCACUGCAGCAGCCAUUACUCCUCGCGGCGGGAGGUGGUGCUGCGAGGCACCUUACCACCGGGUCGCUACGUCAUCAUCCCGUCCACCGCCGAACCAAAUCAGCAGGGCGCCUUUCUCUUGAGGGUGCUGACUGAGCGAGCCGCUGCCGUCCCAGCCAGAAGCUCGGUAACACGUGACAUGUCUACAGUAAAGGCGUCCCAUUUUCCUCACCAGGCAGCUCUCCCUUCAUUCAAAUCCAUGAAACUGCUCUUCAAAAAACACUGCAGCAAGAGAGGAUUCUGUAAACCCCAUCACCUUCAUAGCCUGCUAACGGAGACGAUCCAGGGAGGAGUGUUGGCGGGCAGUGAGAAGUACCUGGCCUUGGAACACUGCAAGAGUUUGGUGGUCCUCAUGGAUAGCCAAGGCAUUGCGCAGCUAAACUGGCAUGAGUUCCAGAGCCUCUGGGACAAGAUCCGGAUGUGGACGGAUAUAUUUAUGGUGUAUGACAAGAACAAAACUCAGCGCCUGGAGUAUGAAGAGGUGGGCCCCGCCCUGAAGGCUGCAGGCAUCGUGGUGGAUGAUCUUGUCAUGCAGCUGGUUGGCUUGAGAUACACAGAGCCCGACAUGACCAUCACCUACCCCGGCUUCCUGUACCUCGUCAUGAAGCUGGAGAGCAUGAUCCACAAAUUUCACGCGUACGACAUGGUAGGAAUGGGAAACAUCUCGCUCAACUACAGACAGUGGCUCCACAUGACCAUUUACAACUGAGAACAUCAUCUGGACUGAGAAGAUUCCCCAGGAUGAAUUCCGUCUCCAGUGUUUUAUUAUUAUUAGUUUUUUUUAAAAACGUUUCUCGUGUAAAUGUGCAUCACAGCCACGCUGAGAGAAACAUUUGUCUGGAGUUCUUUUCGCUAGUGUGAUUGAAAGAUGGCCGCUUAUUCUUCUACUCCCCAGCUAUGGAAGAGGUGGUGACCUCAACCCCUGGGAAUAUUUUUGAUAAAUCACCCUCUGUUGUAUUGUGACUGUUUGGUAUGUGUAUAUAGCCGUCUGCCAGCGUCAUUCUUUAAACACUCUAAACAUGUCGACGCUGUGUGUGUGUGUGAGAUAUCCUGUUGUGCUGCUGCUGUCUCCACUCACACUGCCUUAUUUGGGCGUUGGGUGACUGUCAUACUCAUACAUCAGCUGCACUUCCUGUCUCCUCACCUUUUAUAAAUGUAACUCACGCUUUUCUAUUCUGUUUCCACAUGCUUGCUGCUCUGGGUGAUCUCAAACAGACGUCAUUCAUUUAUGAGGUACAAAUGCACUCCAGUUCAAGUAUUCAUCGUUUACAAAUGCUCAAUGUUCAACGCGUUCCUGUGUGUGGGAGUUUUUAGUGUCUUUAGACACAGUGUCCCACUGUUAUAUGCUAUGCUAAGCAUAUUAUGAUAAUGGAAAGAUAGAAAAGCACUUGGACAGUGCAGACGUCCACCAAGCGUCAUAUAUACUAAAGUCGGCAUGCUAACACUUAGCAUGAUCUACAUCAUAGUCUAUCUCUAAAAACAGCUAAAAAUGAUACUGUGCCGAUGUUAGCAUGCUAACGUUAGCAUGCCAACACCUAGCAUAACAGUGCUAAGUGUUUAUAUAUAUGUCUAUGACAACAGAUGGAAAUGCUCCUAGGCCAAUUUUAGCAUGCUAACAACUACCAUAAUAAUGCUAAAUGGUUACAUAUGUGUCUAGCUAUGAAAAUGAUACUAUGCUGUAAGCAUGCUGGCUAUGUUAACAUGCUAACCUUAGCAUGCUAACAGCUAGCAUGACAUGCUAAGUCUUAAUAUAAGUGCCUACCCUUCAAAAUAGCUAGAACUGCUAGUAUGCUAUGUUAGCAUGCAACCAAUACUAAAAUUAGCAUGCUAAUCUAGCAUGUACCGGGAAGGCUCAAUGUCCCAAAUGAGUUGAGAAUUUUAAUUUUUGAUUCGGUUGCGAAAUGUGGAAGUAGUUAGAACUCUUUAAAUCAUUCAUCACAUAGAACACUUUAAAUCAUCAAAAGCGGGAAUUCUUUGUAUGUGGACAUGAAUUUGAUGUCAAUCAGUUGAGGAAUGUGGCCGUCAUAGCAGAAAAUUACUUUGAGUAAAAGAUGAAUUUAGCAAAAUGUCGACAAUUUUCGACAAGCCCUGAAAAUGUCAUCCAAAUCCAAGUUAUUUUACUAUUCAAUGUUUACGUCACAUUGCACAACUCCUAUGCUGCUAGCCAAUAUUUCUUGUAAACUUAAGAAGCCCAAAAUUUACCACCUCCACAUGGGAUGGGAGGAGAACUCCAUGGCUGACUUCAUGCAGUGUUAAGGUAACGUCUCAUCAAUGUUUUGUGUCAUUACUUCCGCCAAGUGACCAAAAUAUGACAUAUCACUUGCAUUUCAAUAUGUUUUGACUAAUAACAUACAAUAGUCUCAUGAAAUAUCCAUCUUUAAUGAAUUAAUUUUCUGAAAAAAUGCAAUAUAGCGAGAGAUUACUUCCUGCCUUCUCACCUUUGAUAAAUGUUACUUUUAUGCAUCUGAAUGAGCUCAAAUGGGCGGAAUCCACCCAAUUAACCAGACACUGUUUUAGGUACACUACAGCAUCUAAUGCAAUCCAAUGCAAAUAUGCAUAUUUAGCAAAGAUGAUUUAUUCACUUGAUUAAACACUUAAUUUAUUUUGCAAUACAGUGGAACCUAUGCUUUCAUUAAUUGUUCUGAAAAAAGCCAUAAACGCCACAGGAAAUAAUGUAAAUCCAAGUAAUCUGUUCCAAAUAUGAACCAAAAAAAGUGCAUUUUAUAGAGAAUAUUUUUUUAUAUGCAGAAAACAAUGAAAAAUAAUGGCUAGAACUUAUUGCUCAUGUGAACUUCACAUCCUGGCGAGAUGGGAUUCAAUAGUUUUUUUCACCUUUUUAGCAAGGUGCUGGCACCCGCAACUUUCUUUGGUCCCGUGGCAGGUUAUUUAGUUUGGUUGAGUGGAUUGAUUUUGGCUUCUUUAAUGAACAAAAUGUAUCGUCAAAAAAUUGCCCCCUCUGUAUUUGGUAAUUUUCUGUACUGGCGGAAAACGGUUUGGACACUCCUGGACUGAAGUGCAUUGAAAAGUCGGUUGGGGGCUUUUCUUACUGGUUCUUAUGAGUCAUUGCAAAGCUGCACUGUGUCAUUACAGCUUCAGCUCACUCCACGUCCUCCAUACUGUACAGUAUGUAUGUGCUCAUGACGUUAAUGGAUCAGGACAUUUGCAAUGUGACCUACUAGUGGGGGAGUCAGCGCACACACACACAAACACACCUUCCAAAGUAGAUUUAAUACCACCAUUUAGUCCAGCCUUGUUAAUUAUUUAGUUUUUACAGUGUCAUGCUUCACAGUGACCCCAAAGAUCACAGGUCGUUCAUGUAUCACCCACUAAAGACUCAUUCUCCUCAACUGGUUUUUUACAAGAAAAUGAAGUAAUUCUUGUACUUGUAGCACUAUAAUGCGUGUGUGUAUGAAUAUAAAUGUAUAUGUGUAUAAAUACAUGAAUAUAUUUUCAAGUGUGUCAUCUGGAAAAG